UUAUGAAACUACCAUACACCCUAAUCCUGCUUUUGUUGGGCGUUCUCUCCCUUGCCGGCAAGAAGAGGAUCCCGAGCCUCCGGAGGCCAUCGCCCUAGUUCAGCCCAAGAUGGUGGGCGCGACGGAGGAGGCGCGAUUGAAUCAGCUAGAGACUCAGGUGGACAACGGCGGCGGGGAGGCGUGGGAGUAUCUCUGCCUCGUGCGCAAGCUUAAGGCCAGGCGAUCAGAGAAGGUCCUCAGACAUGGAAUCUUCAUCCUAAACAGCCAUAUCGCUCGAUCCAAGCUAGGUGGAGAAGAAUGGACGCUUUAUGAACAAGUUGCUGUUGCUGCUAUGGAUUGCCAUAGGAAUGAUAUUGCAAAUGAUUGUAUUGAAGCCCUCUCUAAGAAAUUUCCAGGGAGCAUUCGGGUUGGCAGGCUAAAAGGGAUGCUUCUUGAGGCAAAGGGGGCUUGGCCUGACGCUGAAAAGAUUUAUGCUCAGCUUCUAGUGGAUAAUCCACUUGAUCAGAUAAUUCUUAAAAGGAAGGUGGCUAUAGCAAAGGCACAAGGAAAUUUAGCUGCUGCCGUGGAAUAUCUUAAUAACUAUUUGGAGACAUUUAUGGCAGAUCAUGAUGCCUGGAGAGAACUUGCUGAACUAUAUAUUUCUAUUCAAAUGUAUAAGCAGGCUGCCUUUUGCUAUGAGGAGCUCAUUUUAAGUCAACCGACUAUUCCUUUGUACCACUUAGCAUAUGCUGACGUCCUCUACACGAUGGGAGGCUUGGAAAAUCUUCAGGCGGCCAAGAAGUACUAUGCUUCGACCAUCAAUCUUACAGGAGGCAAGAACACUAGAGCCCUUUAUGGCAUAUGCCUGUCUAGCGUUGCCAUUAAUCAGCUGACGAAGGGCCGAAAUAAAGAUGAGAAAGAUUCCGCGGACCUUCAACCCCUUGCUGCUGAAGCUUUGCUUAAGGAUUACAAGGAACGGGCACCAGAGAAGCUCGCUCUUGUCACCGCCAUGCUGAGGAAUAUAAAACUAGUUUCUUGACUUCUUUCAUCUUCAAAAACAAAAUUUUCAUCCGAAGCAUCCAAUGAAACUCUGCCAUAAAUGUAUGAUGAUUUGUUGUGUUGUAGUAACCUAAGCAAUGAUUUUAUUGUCUCAUGUUAAGUAAUAAGGGCUUUGAUUAUUUAUUUCGAAGAAGAUUUACAAAUUUGAUUACGUUUCUGUUUCUGCACUUUACCAUGGAAUCUAUUAAUACUUUUCUUU
Dendrobium catenatum is the source of this 1237-nucleotide messenger RNA. Its product is annotated as ER membrane protein complex subunit 2-A. Bases 110 to 1018 code for a protein of 302 amino acids. Lineage: Eukaryota; Viridiplantae; Streptophyta; Magnoliopsida; Asparagales; Orchidaceae. The transcript is spliced from 9 exons. The record is from RefSeq and is a predicted model, not a curated record. Gene Ontology annotation, biological process: protein folding in endoplasmic reticulum. Gene Ontology annotation, molecular function: protein binding. Gene Ontology annotation, cellular component: EMC complex.